AUGAUAAAUCAGCCAGAAACAUUUUUCAAAAUUGUUUAUCGCACUUCGAAACCAGAUGACAGGCGUAAAAUUUUUGAUGGAAGUUCUAUGACAGGAAUAGCUAUUGAAGGCAUAGAACGAAGUCCUUUAAUCAGUCAAAAGCAUAUUGAAGAAGCAGGGCAUUGGAUGAUGGUAGAACAAACACAUCAGCUUAAUGAAUAUUUAGGGGAAUAUUUAGAAAAUUUAAAGAAGAUUGAAGAGACGUCGCAAGAUUCCAAAAAAAUACCUCAGAAUAAUUCAAAAUUAUAA
This is a messenger RNA of Racocetra fulgida, 288 nucleotides long. The record is from the annotation of a GenBank genome assembly. NCBI's taxonomy places the organism in Eukaryota, Fungi, Glomeromycota, Glomeromycetes, Diversisporales, Gigasporaceae.